GGUUUUAAUAAAGUGUUCCGCAUAUUAUACGUCAUUUUUGAACUUCGACUGCAUCAGACUGGUGUCAAACCGUAUUCUGUGGAACUGAGACAGUGACGACAGUGUGUAGUGUGCUCGCUCGUGAUUCGUUUUCUGGAAGUUUACACAGUGCAAGUAGCGUAUCGUUAUUAUCUUUGUUAAAAUCUAAACCUGGAAUUGUUAAAUUAAGAUUAAAAAAUGGUUAAGGAAACAACAUUUUAUGACAUCCUUGGAGUGAAACCCGCUUGCACAACAGAUGAGCUUAAGAAGGCAUAUAGAAAAUUAGCACUCAAAUACCACCCGGACAAGAAUCCUAAUGAGGGGGAGAGGUUCAAGCAGAUCUCCCAGGCGUAUGAGGUGCUCUCCAACCCAGACAAGAGGAGAAUUUAUGACCAAGGUGGCGAGCAAGCCCUCAAAGAGGGCGGUGGUGGCGGCGGCGGCUUUUCCUCCCCCAUGGACCUGUUCGACAUGUUCUUCGGCGGGGGCUUCAGCGGCGGCCGGCGGCGCGGGCGCGAGCGCAAGGGCAAGGACGUGAUCCACCAGCUGUCCGUCACGCUGGAGGAGCUGUACCGGGGUGCUGUUAGGAAGCUGGCGCUGCAGAAGAACGUCAUCUGCGAGAAGUGUGAGGGCCGCGGUGGAAAGAAGGGUGCGGUCCAAACAUGUCCAACAUGCCGCGGCUCCGGCAUGCAGGUCCAGAUCCAGCAGCUGGCUCCGGGCAUGAUCCAGCAGAUCCAGACUGUGUGCAGCGAGUGCCGCGGCCAGCGGGAGAUCAUCGACCCUAAGGACCGCUGCAAGCUGUGCCAGGGCCGCAAGACGGUGCGCGACCGUAAAAUCCUGGAAGUGCAUGUGGACAAGGGAAUGACGGACGGACAGAAGAUUGUGUUCAGCGGGGAAGGUGACCAGGAACCGGAACUAGAGCCCGGAGACCUUAUUAUCGUUUUAGAUGAAAAGGAACAUGAAGUGUUCAAACGCUCCGGCAACGAUCUCAUCAUCCGCCUGAACAUCGAGCUGGUGGAAGCUCUGUGCGGCUUCCAAAAGGUCAUCCGGACCCUGGACGACAGAGACAUUGUGAUAACGGUCAUGCCCGGGGAGGUCACCAAGCAUGGCGAGGUCAAGUGUGUGCUGAAUGAAGGCAUGCCGAUGUACAAGAACCCGUUCGACAAGGGCCAGCUCAUCAUCCAGUUCCUAGUAAACUUCCCGAGCAACAUUCCCCCCGAAGUCAUUCCCGCGCUCGAGAACUGCCUGCCGCCCAGACCAGUGAUUGACAUACCCGAGCUGGCCGAGGAGUGCCAUCUGGUGGAUCUGGACCCUGAGCAGGAGUCGCGGCGGCGGCGCGCGCAUGCUGGCCCCGCCUAUGACGAAGACGACGACCACCCCGGCAUGAACCGAGUGCAAUGCGCCACCAGCUAGGCUAGCCAGCCCCCAAGCUGCUCCG
Messenger RNA from Cydia amplana, 1453 nucleotides. It is a transcript of the gene Droj2, whose product is annotated as dnaJ homolog subfamily A member 1. The record is from RefSeq and is a predicted model, not a curated record. Bases 217 to 1428 code for a protein of 403 amino acids. NCBI's taxonomy places the organism in Eukaryota, Metazoa, Arthropoda, Insecta, Lepidoptera, Tortricidae. The transcript is spliced from 8 exons. Gene Ontology annotation, cellular component: cytoplasm; cytosol. Gene Ontology annotation, molecular function: ATP binding; Hsp70 protein binding. Gene Ontology annotation, biological process: protein refolding; response to heat.